Messenger RNA from Pocillopora meandrina, 6786 nucleotides. Lineage: Eukaryota; Metazoa; Cnidaria; Anthozoa; Scleractinia; Pocilloporidae. The record is from the annotation of a GenBank genome assembly.
GUUCAAGCUUUUACUAGUUAUUCAGGAGAGGUCAGCUCUCCAGUCACAUACAACAAAACACCAGGUUAGGGUGGAGAUAUAUACUCUAUCUUGUCUUAAACUGUAAACAGAACCCUGUGCAACUAGCUGCAUGUACCUUAAAAAAUAUAAUGUUAAACUAUUGUUUGAUGAUCAAUAUUCUGAGUUUUGUAAUUGAUUUGAUCAUUGCACUUGCUCCAGGAGAUGUGGCAGAACAUACUGGAGUGGACACUGGAUCACUGUAUGGUGGAGUUUUUGCUGGGAUAAUAAUCUUGGCUUUUGCGAUCAUCAUUAUUACUUUAAUUAUAAGGUAAGAUGUCCAGUUUAUACUUCCAUUUAAUUGUAGAAACAACAAGUAUUUAGAUGUGGCUAGGGGCAGAGAUUCAAUUGGGUAAUAGUCCAUUUUACAGUUGCGUGCUUAGUUGCCAAGCCCUUGAAUAGGAGUGAGGUUAAGGGUGACUUUGUUAUGAUCCAAAUGUUGCUGCUUUUCAAUUGUAAAUUACUUUGCUAUCACACUAACUAGAUACUGGUCUCUAUCACAACAUGGUCACCUUCAACUUCACUCCAAAUCAAGGGCUUGGCAACUUAGUACAUGCACGACUGUAAAAUGGCCUAUUGCCACUUUUCUCCACUACAUUUGAAUUUCCCACAAUGUAACAAGAUUUCAGAUUUCUGGAAGUAGGCAUCUUUAGUUCAAGAGAACUGAGAGGUGCUUCGAAUUUUGUGGUGUUAGUGUGUAGUUUUAACUUGUUUGUGAUUGUAUGCCAGUUCUGAAACCAUGGAUGGGGGAAAAAUUUUAGAUUCUUAUCAGAGUUCAUUGAAUUUAAUCAACAGAAAACACAGAAGACGAAGAGAUUCCACAGAACUCAAGAACAAUCGUUAUGCUGUGGCUAACUCUAAUGACAGUGGGAUAGGAGAUAAGGACUCUCUUGACCGUGUGCCUGGGAUCAAGUAUCUUCAAGGGCGACGUGGAUCAGAAGGUUCGGAAUCAUGGGUUUAGUUAGUAUGGAAAGCUUCUUGAUUUGUAUUUUGUACAAUGCAUGCUACAGAUCUUCAAUCAAGGAUUGUCCCACCAUUUGGGAUAACUUAAUGGAAGAUUUAUCUGCUGCAAUAAGGUGAUCAAUGGAUUGCUCUUGGUUUAGAGCUUUUUAUUUCAGCAGAUGAAGUCAUUAGCAGUAAGCACUUUAAUAGGAUUUUUAGGAGAAAUUGCCCCCAAAAACCUGGAAAAAAACGCCAUUGUGUGCUGAACGUAGAUAUUAAGGCAACCAAUAACAUAAAAUAGACAAUAAUUGGAAAUUGCUUUAAGGUGCCUUGGUCCUAACUUAAAGUGUUAAAUUGAUUGUAGUAUAUGAAAUAUAAAUUGAAUACAUCUUAAUUCUGUAAGAUGAAAUUCAAUUUUCCAAAACUAUUGUUUAUUACAAUGAAAGUAUACGUGUUUGUAUAAUUUGAAAUUGAUAAACUUCUCUUUGUCAUAGCUGUUAUACAUUAUAAAACAGCUACUACUGUAUGUCUUUAAAAUGAUGUAAUCUUUUUCUGCCAGCUAAAAAAAAUUCAUAAUUUGUAAAUACAAUGAGAAUUGCGGUUAAAGCUUUUUACAAGUGAAGAGUUUUGGAAAUAAUUGCUUUAACAAAAGAAACAUGAUAUUUUAAAAACCCUUAUGCUAAGUAAUGUUAAUUACAAUACUGGUCAACGUAGUUCAGGUGUAAAGAUUUAGUAUAGAACUAAUGGAGCAAUAGAAAAUGUAAAAUUUGGAGAACCCAGCUUCAAAUUCACUAGGGUUAAAAAUUGGCUGCAAUUAACACCUGACUAAUAACAAAGGUGUGACCAUGACAUGGUGCCAGUAGGGAAGUUUGAAAUACUAGAGUUGGUGGUGAAGCCGAGAGAUUCUACUCUUAACUCUUUAGACUUCAACAUCAGUAUUGGUAUUCUCCAAACUGUGCUCUUAAAAUUUUCUGUGAUACUGACAAGGAGAAUUUGUUUGGAAAUUGAGAACCUCUCAAAUUGGAGAUCAUUUUCUCUUGGGGAUUGAUGGGUUUAAGGUUUCCUCAGGAAAAUUUUGUGACAGCCACUGGAUUGGUUGAAAGGUCAAACCUUUGUUAAUAGCAAUCAUAAUUGAUAAAACAGUUCCAUUGUAGAACAGUGGAACAUUGGAACAGGUGUCUGGUGGACAAUAAAAUGAUAAAUAUUGAGGGAAAGGUCAUAAAUUAUGUUUAUAUUAUGAACUUGUAAAAAUAUUGUGGAGCAGUUGAACGGUUCCUCAUGAGAUUGAAUUUUAUCUUAAAAUUUCAAUUCAUUUUCAGUUCAACUAAGGUUGCACUUGUAUAACUUUCUAUUUUACUUUUUCAUGCUUAAAUAUUAAAUUAAAUGUUAACUUUUUUAAAUUUUUAUUUUAUUUUAUUAAAUUUUCAGUUUUUGGCCUUUGAUUGUAUUUUAAUGGUUUUAAUGGCAGAUGCUACACAUUGUUGUUAAUUUUCUUGCAGCAUGUGACAUGCCUAUUACACUAACCACACUAAACUAACAUGCAUAAUUAACCUUACAAUAAAUGCCUAAUCAUUUUUUCCCACUUUUUUGUGCUAAUAUUCAUGUAAUUAUAACAGUUUUGAAUCAUGCUAACACCUCACUAUCAUCUGAAAUCUAGAAGAUUUUUUGAAUUUGGGAGUUUUUUUUCUUAAUUAAUGUUUGAAGGAAGACUUCAAUAAAAAGAAUAAACGAUUCACUUCAAUAUGAGGAAUAUAAGAAUAUAUUGAUAAAUAUUGUAAAUAAUUAAAUUUUUAAAUUAUCAAAUUAUCGUAUAAUUAUCAAAUGCAAUAAUUUUCCUGAACACUGUAGAAUUUGAUUUUAGAGUGAAUUAUCCCACUCAUGAAUAAAAUGCUGUGGUGCAAUAAAAGUAUUCUUAAAUGAGGCUCCUUGAUAUUGCAAACAACAGGAAUUGAACUGCUUUAAAUAAUGAAUAAAUUUGCACUUUAUUAAACAAAUUUUAUUAUCAAUCAUUGUCUUGUUUGAAUGAACCACAAGAAACCUUUUAUUUUCAUUUAUUCAUUGCAGUAAGUUAUGGAAUGGAGUACUUAUUCAUUUAUAAGUGAUUUCUUAUGGCUUUCAAAUCGUGAAAGCACAUUGCCCAUUGAAAAAAAUAAAGUGAGAUUUGUGGUUUACAAAAUUUUAGGAAAUUUUUUUUAUCAAAUCUGAGUUUUGUGGGUUUUUUGGUACCUUCACUUCCUGUCUAAUUGCAAAUUUUAGAAAGAUAUCAAACAGAAAAAGUGUUACAACUAUUAUUUCACAAUUGCUUCCAAUCCCUUCUGCAUACUCUGAAGGACUGCCAUGCUUCUUGGUUGGCUUAGUGUCAACAGUGCUUGUUGAGUGAGAGAAGUUUAUUUCGCUGUAAAAUGCACUUGUACAGAUGGGUAAUAAUGAUUUCCAAACAGAACAAUUUUCCGUUGAGUUUUGAAAGCGACCCUGGUUUGCUUUGGGUUUGCCUUACUUUAAUCUGUGAUUGGUCUAGAAAAAACUCACGCCACCAUCUCAACCAAUCAAAUACAAAAGUUAAACCAAUCCUAAUAUGAUCACUCUCGUUUUCCCGCGCUUCAAGCAGAUUGCUAGUUUUUACUUUAAGUUCUCAUUGGUUGAACAUGCCGUUAACAUUUGCUCUGAUUGUUAGUUGCUAUUACUUUGGCAAAUGUUCUUUAACACACAAUUGAAAACGGCUCUAAACUAUAAUUUUGAUGAAUUAGGCUCUGGAAAUUUUUUCUUUGAGACAAAAAUUAAUGCACAGUUAGUACAUUUUAAAAAAUAUAUAUUUAAUUUUAUUCCAAAUCCCGCCAGAGAAUGCUGAACAUAAGUAACUUUUUUUAAUAUAAAGAUUUAAAUUACAUACUUGAGGUUGACGAAUGAUGUAAUUGACUCAGAGGUAAGUGGAAGUAGCUGAUACAUCUCAAAUAAAUCUAACCAAAAUGAUAAAUAAAUUUUUUAGAAAAAUAUUUUCAACAAACACGAUGUGUGCUGGGAGAUAAAGCAUCAAGAAACUCUGAGGCCUGGAAAAGAUGCACUUUAAGUUCAGGUGAUUGCUUAAUUAAGAACAAUAAAUAAAUGAUAAAGAGUAAUAUGUAAGAAUACAGUACAAUUUUUCUUACAAUACUCGAUGAGGUUAAAUCAGAAUUUGAGUGUUCCAGUGCAAAGUUUCAGCUUUGUAUUUAAGUAAAAUGCCUGUAGGAUCAUUCAAAUUGAAUAUUAAACAUAAAAUGUAUGGUUGGUAGGUAAAGCUUAUCCCAGUUUCCAUAACAUGAGGUGACAAGGAGUGCUGCUACUCCCCCCUGGAUGGGAUGUCAGUCUAUUGUAAGGUUACCCAUUUAUACUCCUGGGUGCACACACAAUGUUUGGGUCACUGCCCAAAUGUUCAAAGAUCAAUUAGCACUAACCCAAGGUUAAAUUUUAAUCCAGGUUUGUUCAUUCCUUUGUUCAAAGCAUUUUUGGGAUAAUGUUCUCUAUUCUUUUUAGAGCAUCCAUUCAUCAGCUUGUAGCUAAACAAACUUGCAAUGAAUUUUCUUUUAAAGCUUUCAGAGCUGAAAUCCAAUUUCACACUAACCCUGGGUUAUCUUAACCCAGCUUUGAACGACCUGGCCUUGGUCUCCAACUCGGUAAUUAAAAAGCCAGCAUUUUUUACAAGCUAGAGAAUAAAGCUUUAAUGAUUAAAAUGAAGAUCUUCAAUUAGAAAUUUAUGACCUUAAAUGUUUUAUAAUUGAGAAGACUGAUCAAUUCACUGGCUAUUGAUCCGUGAAUUUGCAUCUACUGUUCCUCACAGAUACAGAUAGUUGAAGACCUCUACUGUUGCACUACGGUACUGUUGGAAUUAUUUUCCUCUAGAUCAUUGUUAAACUAAAACAUUGCACACCGCGAGUCAUGUAGAGAGGGUUAGAACUGGGAUUGUUUUAUGAAAAAACGCGUUAUUCUAUCGGUUGGGGCGUCGGACUCAGGGUUCAGGGGUCUGGACCUGGCAGGGUCUUUGUGUUGUGUUCUUGGCCGAGACACUUAACAAUCACAAAGUCUCUCUUCACUCAGGAGUACAAAUGGGUAGCAGUGAACUUGUAGGGGGGGCUGGGUGAACUUCUAAAGUGGCUGACUAAUCUGUGACAGAAAACAGGUGACUAACCAUUCAUUCCAUCCAUUUGCGACGAGCUUCAGCUGGAUGGGCUUCUUCCUAAAAGUACAGAUGUACCAUUUGGGAAAGGUGGUGGAGUGGGGUGGGGAGUUGUUACCUGGGAAAGGGGGUGGGGUGGGGUGGGAAGUUGUUACCUGGGAAAGGGGGUGGGGAGUUGGUGCCUAUUUAGGAGGCAAGGUGCCAACUGUUGCAUUCCUGUUGAAAUAGAAGAGAUAUUGACAUACACACAAAUCAAGAAUGCUGAAACUUUUGCGGUUGGACAAAGUUGUGUCGCUAAUUCUCCCUGUACACUUUCUACGAACCUUCAUUGACUUUAAAAAUUUUACAAACAGGUAGAAGUAACUUUAAACUUUCCUUGUGAUUUAAAGCAAGUAAGAAAUGAAAUCUAUGAUAAAAAUGCUCUAAAAGGCCUUAAAAACCAAACAGCCCUUAAAAACCAAACAGCCCUUAAAACAAGGUGGUGUUUUCAACAAUAAAGUAGAGUGAAUGUGUAUAAAUUUAAAACCCUAUCAUCUAACGAACAUUAGUGGUCGGGUGUAUUAGCUGAAGAAAAAUACAUUAAACUUAAGACCCAGUUGGCCAAUCUGAAUGACCCACAUGGCAAUUCAGGUGAAGUUUAGGUUUGAAGGUUAAAAUAGCCUUUUCCGGGAGAAGAGUGCACAAAAAAGACAGUCCGUCUUGGAGAAAGAAUACCUUUAUUUCUGUGGAGAAAAAAUGCUGAUCAAUCAAUCUGGUUAGUCAGUUGAUUACCACACUCUGGUGUCACACACUUUCCACCCAGUCGUUUGGUCUUCACCAAAUCCAAAAAUUCAAAGGGAUGCCAAUCGUUUUUUUAGAGGUAUCAUAUUAACCUUAAACUUAUAGCUAAAGUUUAAAAAAUUCAUCUACCUUUGAGCGAUGAAAAUGUGUAUAAUCUUUUUUUAAGCCAGGCAGAUCCCGCAGUCAGUAUGAUGGGUGAUAUAGAGAUCACUGGACGUUCCUUAAUGGAUAUAUCUCGUGUUACAUAAAAUCUUGUUUCUUUAAAUUUGCAGAUGUAGUGGGUCCAGGAAAGUUUGUAACAAUCAAACCCAUUCCUAUUGAAAAGCUGAGAGAAUACUGUGAAAUCAAUCAAGCUGAUGGCAACAAGGCAUUUAGAGAAGAGUUUGUGGUGAGUUAGUAGCUAAGGGUGAAUUUCUACAGAAGUCAUUUUUGCCAAUAGAUAAACGUCAUCCUCUGAGAAUGAUUGCUCAUCAUUACACUUGGUCGUCAGUUCUCUUCAAGGAUUUCGGUUUGAGCUCGAGGGGACAGACGAGAAAUUGGAGGUUGCGAGGUGGAAAAGAAGGGGUCUGAAGAGAGUAACAGAGGACUUCCUUUAACCCAGGCUCUUGCCGUUUUUCGCUCUCUUUUUUUUUCCUCAUUUUCAUUGACCAAGAGCUCGUCUCCGGCAGCUUAUUAACCUACUCGUUGGGUCAGACCCCACUUAUUGUUAUAAGGUGUACGCUGAAUCACAACUUCUGAUUUUUUUGUUGAUUUUCCAACUGCAGUCCAUCAGGGUACCAGGAAACUUCACAUGGGAGAGCAGCCAGAGACCAGAAAAUAAAGCCAAGAACAGAUACAAGAACAUUAUUCCAUGUAAG